CAAAAGUUCUGUCCUUGUGCAAGACCCACUUUUCCUUUUCAGUUGGAAACAUUCUCUUUUGAUCUGCCGGAGUAAGAUGGAGAGGUUUGCACAUCUUGUCAUCUUAGUAUCCUUGUCAGAUGCCUAUGCCUCAAAUAAUGUUGCAGUGGUAUAUGGGAUCGAAGGGGAAUCAGUCUCCAUCAACUGUACCUACAGUCCCAAGGAGAAUCAGUGGAGAGAAAAGAACUGGUGCAGACACAUCAGCAACACAGAGUGUCAGCAUGUUGUCACUGCCCGGCGUUUUUGGAUGCCAUUCCUCAAGAGGAGAAAUGGCACCACUUCCAUCGCUGACGACAUCCAGAAAGGGAUCCUCACAGUGACCAUCAACCCACUGAAGGAGGAGGAUGCUGGAUUGUAUCAGUGUAAUACAGACUUCUUGGGGAGUGUUAGAAUUCUGCACAAGGUGAAGCUGAAGGUUCUGAGAGCAGGCACAAGGGAGAUUGAGGUACCAGAGAUGGCUAGAGCAGCACACAGCUACUCCAGCACCCUAGGAGAUUCUGGAGUCAGUCUCCACUUCCUCGUAGCUGGAUUCCUGGGUUUCAAAUUCCUGGUUGUCAUAUUCCUCUUGAUUAUUGCCUGGAACCAGAAGAACAGACGUUUGGAGGAUGGCAGCAGAAGAGAAAAUGAACACCAGCUCCUCUCAGUAACAGGAAAUGGUUGGAAUAACUAGAUGUGAUGGAAGGAAGGCAAAGAACAAGUAAGAAUUCACUAACAGGUUCAUGGAUGUGGCGCCAGCAGAUACAAACUGGAUUAAAAAGACCUGUUUGCUUUAUCCUUUUACCACAUGCUCAGCACAAGGACUGCUAUGGUUUCACUUGCAAAGCCAAGUUGUGCUGGCAAAACAAAGUCAACUGCUUCGCUAUCAUGAAUAAAAGAGUUGUGACACAUAGGGGCACUUUUAACCAUAUUGUAUUGGGAACAGCGUAAUAACUGUAAGGGAUCUCCUCUCUAACACCUUUUCAAAAUGUAUCUAAUAAUAAUUGUUACAAUAACAAAAAUAAAUUCUUUUG
This is a messenger RNA of Eublepharis macularius, 1049 nucleotides long. Its product is annotated as triggering receptor expressed on myeloid cells 2-like. The coding region runs from base 77 to 709 and encodes 210 amino acids. Gene Ontology annotation, molecular function: signaling receptor activity. Gene Ontology annotation, cellular component: cell surface. The transcript has 5 exons. The record is from RefSeq and is a predicted model, not a curated record. NCBI's taxonomy places the organism in Eukaryota, Metazoa, Chordata, Lepidosauria, Squamata, Eublepharidae.